AUGGUCUUCAAACUUCAUUCUCUGUUCUAUUUGUCAAUAUGUGUGCUAGUGGGGGAAGCGUCGUGCGGCUCCAUUGCCGCGUGGUGGAACUCACGAGGACCGAGUAUCAUACUGCAGGACGACGACACGGGUGGAAUUCGAUACAGUCUUUGCAACGGCAACUACACGCCGAUCUUGCCCGACGACACGACCAUGACAAUGCCGUUGGAUAACAACCCGCCCAAAAAGAACUCGAGCCUGUCUGCUACCGGAUGGAUGGACGGCACGACCAGCUGGGUGUCCAUGUUUUACAUGGACAACAACGACGACAUUGUCAAUUCUCUCUUGAAAUGCGAUUGGGACACUGGGCGCUGGCAGAACACGGGCGAUUAUGUCAUAUCGAACGGCGCACCCAAGGUGGCGCCCACCUCGACCGUCGCCGCGACACUCUUGGGUUCAACCGAUGGCUACCGAGUAUUCUACAACGACUUGAGCGGUGUCAUGCACGAGAUUGGAUAUACAUCCGAUUCGCAGAAAUGGGGCUACUAUGGCGUGGUAUCACAUGACGUAGCUUCGUCCCAGGCCAUCAGCUCGGUGUAUUCUGGCAGCGACGGUAACAUCACCCUGGUGAGGCCGCGGGACGAGAAGAACAUAGGAGUGUCCAGAUAUUACAGUGACGAGACCUGGCACCUGGAGAGCUUUCCAGAACCGUUGACCAAGACUGGAAACCAGAGUACGAAUGCGACGUCCGCAAGUGACUUGAAACUGGAUUCCAUCGUCACUUCAUACAGCCUGCCGUCUUGGGAUGGUACCGCAACGUCGAUCGCGGCUGGCAUUGACAAUUCAUUGACCCGCUACGUCUUCUAUAUAGGCACCGACAACAAGUUGUACCAGGUGUACAAUGGAAACUCCGGGUGGCUCAUGUCAACCCGGGCCGAUGACAGCUCCUGGCCGCAAGCCGACACGGCCGGUGGUCAGCUCGCCAUUGCCAGCGAUUACACCACACAAGCCAUCCGUCUGUAUUACAUGAGUGGAGGCAAGGUCGUCGAAGCAGCCAGCAACAAUGGCCAAUGGGCCGCGUCCACCGUGCUCCCGUCCUCCAACACAACCCAGGCGCAAACAACCUCUUCGACCGGAACAUCAGCAAGCGCCACGCCUUCAUCGCCCUCGGCCGAUGAUGACGAGGGAGGACUCAGCGGGGCUGCCAAGGCAGGCCUAAGUGCAGGUGUCACACUGGGCGUGAUCGCGCUCGGAGGUAUGCUCGCCGCCUUCUGCUUCCUACGCCGCCGACAGCGCAAGCUCGACGAAGCCGCCAAACAAGGCGAGGGCAUGCAGUACAUGAGCCCAGCCUCGGCGCACACGUAUCCCGCAACGUACAGCCAGUCGGGCACGUAUGUCAACACGGAGAACGGCGCAUUCCCGCCGGGCCAUCCGGGCAGUCCACAAGACACGUAUACGGGCCAAAACGGCUACCCGAUGCCGACCGUGCCCUCGUACGCCCAGGCCCAAGGAUACCCGCAGCAGACAGGACCAUACGGCGGUGACCACAGCGCAGUCCCGCAGACGGCAUACACGCAACCGCAGCCGGGCUUGGUCCCGCAAGACGGGUGGACGUACCCCAACACGUCACCGACCGAGGCCACGCAGCAGCCGGGCCAGCAGCAAUUUCAGCAGCAAUUCCAGUAUUUUCAACCCCAACCCCAGCACACGAAUCCGCAGGAGAUGCCAGAGCAACGGCGGCCGGUGGAGAUGAUGGGCGAGGGCCACUACAAGGAGGCGCCUUGA
Anthostomella pinea is the source of this 1764-nucleotide messenger RNA. NCBI's taxonomy places the organism in Eukaryota, Fungi, Ascomycota, Sordariomycetes, Xylariales, Xylariaceae. The record is from the annotation of a GenBank genome assembly.